Molecule: messenger RNA, 1346 nt
Organism: Cajanus cajan (pigeon pea)
Lineage: Eukaryota; Viridiplantae; Streptophyta; Magnoliopsida; Fabales; Fabaceae
Gene: RBL10
Product: RHOMBOID-like protein 10
Cellular component (GO): chloroplast membrane
Molecular function (GO): serine-type endopeptidase activity
Source: RefSeq, a predicted model, not a curated record
ACCUUUAUUGUCACCUUAAAUUCAAUAAAAGAAAAAGAAAAUGAAAAGGAAACCGGUGGCAGAAGCAACAUAGAUGGUGGUAGUUUGCGAAAAACUUUGUUGUGUUGUUUCUGAACUCUGAAGUGUAAAGAGAAUGGUAGGAUUGAGUGUGCCUCAGCCAUUUCUGUCACCGGUUUGCAAGGCAGCUCCUUACCCACUUGAUCUCAUCGCCACCGCCGCCUGCUUCCACUUCGGCCACCUUCUCCGCCGCCGCGCCACCCACCAUCUCCGCCUUGGGCUUCUUCUUCAUUCCUGUUUCAAGAAACUAGCUCCUUUAACUCAUGUGUUUAGAUUGAAGGAUAAGUGGUGUCAGACAUGCCUUCAGCUUAAUGAGUUGAAUUAUCUUCAGCAGUCAACUGGUGAUUUGACUUCCUCAUGUUCAACUAGUUUCUCUUUCUUUAAUGGGGGAGGACAUGGAGGCCGCUUUGGAAAUGCCGGGAUGUCCAACUCCAAGAAGUCUGGAAAAAAUCCAUUUCAUGGAAGGAAAUGGACAGAUAUUCUCCUUGCCGCCAAUGUUUUAUUUUAUAUUGCACAACUUGCAACCCAAGGCAAGCUAUUAUUGUGGGGAGCGAAGAUAAACAGUCUCAUUGACAAAGGACAACUUUGGAGACUUGCCACAUCUUCCUUUUUGCAUGCAAACGUUGGACACCUUUUGGUAAAUUGUUAUUCCUUAAAUUCAGUUGGUCCCACUGUGGAGAGCUUCUGUGGUCCUCGAAGAUUUCUUGCAGUUUACUUUAUCUCCGCAAUUGCAAGUUCUGCUACGAGUUACUGUUUCUGCAGAAUGCCUGCAGUAGGUGCAUCAGGAGCGAUUUUUGGACUAGUUGGAUCGGUUGCUGUAUUUGUGUUGAGGCACAAAGACAUCGUGGGAGGUGGUAAAGAAGGUUUACAGCACAUAGCACAAGUAAUUGUCCUCAAUAUGGUUAUCGGACUAUUGUCCACUGGGAUUGACAACUGGGGACAUUUUGGAGGCUUUGUUGGUGGAAUUGUUGCAUCAUGGCUUAUCGGACCGGCAUGGAAAUUUGAAUCUACGUCAAGGGAUGGAAGGAGACUUUUCAUUGACAGUGCACCAAUGUAUAAACUCUUCAAGAUUAAAAGAGUACCUAAACAAUGGAAAUAAAACAUUUUAUUAUGUAUGGAAUGGAACUCAUAAUAAAUAACAAAUUAGUACUCUUUGUUAAUUUGUAAAAUGAUUCACACUGCUAUAAGCUUCUCUUAAAAUAUUUAGAUGGUGGGUUGCAGUACUAUUAUUCGAUACCUCUAGCAUUUUGUAUACUAACAAUUAUUUACACAGAUACUUUAUUUGUGAA